CCGACCGGCAAGCUACUGACGAGCGGAGUUUGACGCCAGUGUCGAUGCAGCUGAACAUUGUCGGUUGAUUGCAAUACAGGACAUGUGCUACAAUCCAAGCACUCGUCCUAUGAUUCAAACGUAUCUAUAGAUUGGAAUAAGGUGCCGUCGGGGCUUCUGUCGGGAAAUUAUGGCGGCGGUGGCGCAGCAGGAAUUUAAUCUACAGAAAACAAUUGAGGCGUUGAGAGCAACACGCGAGCUCGAUGUUUGCCUUUCGGGUCUCAAGGCGCUCCGCGGGGCCAUCCAGCGGCCUGGCGGUGUGGGCUGGUCGGCGCUGGUGUCCUACCUCCGCGCCUCACCCGCCUGUGCCGAGCUGGUGGCGCUGUGGGAGGCUCAGAGCAGCAUCAAGGACGCAAAGGUGCUGCCGCAGCUGCUGCUGCUCAUGACCAACAUCCUGGCUGCCGAGUCACCACCACCAGCAGCGGCAGCAGCUGAGGCUGACGGAGUCAAGGAAGGCCCCUCCACCUCUGGACGUUCUGACCCACACACGAACCAGCGACGCGGCGGUGGCACCAGCGCUGCGGCCACCGCCGCAGCUGCAGGCCACGUGGGCUCGGACGCUCGGUCGGAGCGCGCCACCGUGUCCGCAGCCCAGUCGGCGAUUGUGGGUCAGGUGCUGAGCCCGCGGCGGCUCAAGUCGCUGUACCACUGCCUGGGGUCGGAGCACGCGGCGCUGUGCAACGCCGCUCUGGCGCUGCUGGCGGCGGUGGCGGCGCAGGGCGGCGCGGUGCGCGACCUGGUGGCGGCGUUUGACUGGUCGCUGCCGGCACUGACACGCAUAUGCAGGCCCUACAGGGAGCGCCCACUGGAUGACAAGCAGAAGGCGCAGCAGCAGCAGCAGCAGGUGGCGGCGGGCGGCAGCGCGCGCUCCGGCCCCUCCCGCCUGAGCACCGCCGCCUCCUGGCGCCACGCCAAUGUGCUGUCUCGCCCCCGCCGCGCCAUGUUCGUGGGCCUGGUGCGCGCGCUGCUGGCCGCCGCCGACCACGCCACUCUGGCCCGGCUGCUGCCUCUGCGGCCGCUGCUGGGCGGGCUGCUGCACCACCUGGCGGCCGACCCCCCCGCUGAGGCGCUGGACACACUGGCGGUGCUGGCCAGACGAGUGCUGGCGCCGCCGCCUGGGGCGCAGCAGGGUAGGGGCGGCCCCGGUGGUGGUGCCGGUGCCGGUGCUGGUGGCUUGCCGCCGCGGCUGCGUGCGGAGCCGUUCGGGGACUCCGCGCUGGCGGCUCUGGCGGACGUGGCGGGCAGCAGCGACGACCCAGUGGCGGGCGCGGGUGCUGAGCAGGCGGCGGAGGCGGCGGAGGAGGGGAAGGGGGAGGAGGAGGAGGGGGAGGAGGGCGCGCAGGCCGGGGGUGCGACGGUGACGGCGGCCACUGUGGCUGAGGCGGCACUGGAGGUGCUGGUCAUGUUGUGCACGGACCCGGCCAACGGCCUCGUCACACACGGGCCGGGUGGCGGCGCUGUUGCCGGCAGCAGCGGUGACGCAGGGGCCGCUGCCGCCGCCGACGCCGGGCUGGAUCCAGACGCGGGCCGGCAGCACGGCCCGGGCGUGAAGCGCGUGCUGCGGCUGUUCCCCCGGCUGCGGCCCCUGGAGCGGUCGCGACACGGCCGGCUGCUGGUGGAGGUGGCGGCGCGGCGGCCCUGGCUGGCGGCCGAGUUCGCCAGCUCCCUGCCCUACGACCUGCAGCCCAGGGUGGGCUCCAGGUGGGUGGCGGCAAUGACGCUGGCGGCGCGACUGACGGCGGCCGUGGCGGCGGCGCCGUCGCCGCUGGUGGCGCGUCUGGAGGCCGCCGCCGCCGCCGGGGCGCCGCCGCCCUCGUUUGACUCGCCGUUGGUCCGCGCGCACCUGCGCUGCUGCCUUCCACCUGCGCUGUCCAAAGCCGUGCUGUCCCGCGGCGUGCAGCACAGCCGCGAUGUGGUCCGCGCUCUCAGCCUGGACGCCCUGGCGGCAGUGGCCAGGGCGCUACAGCCGCUGACGGCGGCAGUAGCAGCCGGGCGGGCUGCUACUGCUGCUGCCGCCGCCGCUGCUGCCGCCGCUGGUGCUGGUGGCGAUGUGACGGCGGCUUCCUCAGCGGCGGUGGUGGUGGGCGCCUGGUCGGCAUUCCACCGGCGGCUGCGCGGCGCGCUGCGGUCCCGGCUGCCCGACCUGCAGACGCUGCUGGCGCUGCACACGGCUGUGGACAGGGAGCAGCAGGCGGCGGACGGCGCGGCGGCCGCGGCCGGUGGGCAGGACGGCCCCAAGUCCGCAAGCCACAAGUCGAAGGGGCCGGAGAAUCAGCGGCCGCGGCAAAAGAAGGAGGCCAAGGGCGAUGUGGACAUGGACAUGGACGUGGGGGCAGGAGCGCAGGCGCCUGAUGCGGAGGCUGACACGGAGGAUGAGGAGGGCGAGGACGGGGAGGAGGGCAGUGACGCGCAGGCGGUGCGGCAGGAGCUGCUGGCGGCGGUGUUUGGUGCGGAGGCGGCGGAGCAGCCGGCGGCGGUGCGGGGUGCGGUGCUGGUGCGGCUGCUGGGCGUGUGUGCGGACUAUGUGUUGCUGCUGCCGGACGCGGCGGCGGAGGCGAGGUUUGACCCAGUCAAGCUCAUACCCGCGGACGUGUUGGCCCUGGGCGAGCCCCACCAGCUGGCGCUGCUGCGGGUGCUGGGCGCGGCUGUAGCAGACGGGGACGGCGACGGCAGCAGCAGCUCUGCUGACGGGGUGGCAGCUGCAGCCGCCGCAGCCGCCGCUGCCUCGCUGGCUCCCCUCAGCUCGGCGCUGCUGCUGCCGCUGCUGCGGCUGCUCACACGCGCUGCCUCUCCCUCGGUCAGGUCUGCUGCAGCGGACAUCCUCAUUCGCCGGACUCGUGCCCUGGCCACUCCGUGCACCCCUGUGGCACCGCGGCCGCCUCCGGUGCUCGCAGCUGCAGAUCCAGCCGCCACCGCCGCAGCCGUGUCCACCGCGGCAGCCGUGUCGACAGCGGCAGUAGCGGGCUGGGAGGAGCUGGAGGUCCGCACGUGGCUGUGGCUACUGCCGAGUUCCGUGCCCAGGCCUGCGGGUGCUGAGGCUGAUUCAGCCGGCGCCAAAGCGGGGGAGGCGCAGGCCGAGCCGCAGGCGCAGGCGGCAGUCGCCCCCGCAACCCACCGGGCGUGUGAGGCGGCGUGUGCCUUCCUGGCUGACGUGCUGGUGGGCGCCAGCCGCCGCCCGCAGGACGGCUACGAGCUGACUCAGGGCUGGCUACAGCCGCGACCUGCUGCCGCUACUGCCGCUGCAGACACAGCCGCAGCAGCCGCACCUUCGGCAGUAGCAGGCAGCACAUUCAGCGCGCUGCCAGCCCUGGCGCUGCGCAACUGCCUGCGCCUGCUGCGCUCCACACGAGCUGGCGGCGAGGCGGACCGCGCGGCUGUAGCUGCCUACGUGGCGCGUGUGCUACACCUGCUGCUGCAGCUGCAGGCCGAUCCCGCUGUGCUGGCGCGCGUCAUCGAGCGCGCGCUGGCGGCUGAGGCUGCUACUGCCGCCGCUGCUGCCACGGAGGGCGCUACAGCGGCUGCGGAUGGGGCGGCGGGCGCGGGCGGCAAGAGGCCCAAGAAGGCAGAGCCCAACGCUGCAACGGCGGGUGGAGGCGCCGGUAGCUCUGAUGAGGCCGCUGCUGUCCUGACCCUGCCGGCUGAGGGCGGGCCGGUGCGGUCGCUGUAUGAGUGGGCGGUGCAGUGCUGUGCUGCCCACCGCGCCUUCGCGCACGCAGCAGGGACGGCAGCAUCAUCACCUGCAGAGGGCGCUGGUGCAGCUGCAGGGGCACAGCCACCCGCCAAGAAGCGGCGGCAGUCGGCGCCCGCGGCUGUGGGCGAGGUGGGCGGCGGUGAUGGGGCCGCUGCGGGGGCUGUGGGGCGGCUGCAGGUCCGUGUGGCGGAGGCGGCUGGCGAGCCAGCGGGGGCGGCAGCGCGGGAGGAGCUCAAGUCCCACAUCAAGACGCUGGUCAAGGCAGCCAGGAAGGCGGCAAAGCGCAACGCAGCGAGCGGCGGCGGCCACAGCCCGGCAGCUGAGAGCCUGGGAGCGGUCCGGUCAGAGGCCGCGAGCGCUGCGCUGGACGGCGCCGCAGCCGCAGCGGCGGAACUGCUGCUGCGGCAUUGCAGUGGGCCGAAGGAGGCGGCUCAGGCGGCAGCGUGGGCGCUGCAACAGGCGGCGCGGCGGCUGACGGAAGGCGCCGCCGAAAGCCCCCAGCACAGGAGUGCCCCCGAGGCCGCCGCCGCCGCUGCUGCAGCCAGGGAGGUGGUGGUGGCGCAGCUGUGGACGUGGGCGCUGGCCAAGCCGUUGCUGUCGCACUGUGCCGGGCCCGCGGAGGUGGUGGCGGCUGCGGCUGAGGACGAGCAGGAGGGCGAGCACGCUGCUGCUACGGCCGCGGUGGCGCUGCUGCCGCCCCUGCACACCCUGACUGCUACUGCCGGUCCUUGGGACAGUCAGCUUGUUCAGGCGCUGGUGCUGCAAGUUGAGUUUAGGGCGGCGCGGCCCCUGCGCAAGGCUGCAGCGGCUGCCGCUGCCGCUGCGACCUCAGCAGCUGCGGUUGCUCCAGCGGCGCUGCUGGCGGCGGCGCGGAGUACGGCGUUCUGGUUGCCGCUGCUGCCAGACGCCGGCGCCGCGGCUGCGGUGUUCCGGGGGCUGCUGCGGCCACUGCUGCCGCGGGUACCGGCGUCGUCAGCAGCUCCGCAUCACACUCUUCACGCACCAGCCGGCGACGCUGCUGGCAGCACUGCGGUUGCGCCUGCACGCGCGGCCGGUGCGCUGUGCCACGUGCUGGGAUCGCCGCUGCUGGCACUGGCGCUGGCGCCCUCCUCCUCCCACUCCUCUUUGCCCUCCCCCCUGUCCACGAGGGCCUCGAAGCUGACGGCGGCGGUGCGGCAGCAGGCGGUGGCGCUACUGGCGGAGGCGGCGCCGCGGUCCGCCGGCGCCAGCGCGGUGUGGGCGGCGCUGUCUGCCGUGUGCCGGCUGCAUGUGGAGGCCGCGGCCGCUGCACUGCUGGCAAUGCUGCAGGGGGUAGGCACUGGGGCAGCUGGAGAGGCAGCGGUGGAGGCGACUGCCGCGGAGGUCGAGGCGCUCACGCCACUGCUGAGGUGCGCGGCGGUCGCCACUUCCGGGGCGCUGCUGCCGCUGGUGGAGCGCCUUCUCGCGGUGGUGUCAGGCGGCCCUGAGGCCCACGGCGCUGAGGCUCCAGGCUGCGGCAACGGCAACGGCAACGGCGCGGCCGCAGAGGCGCCCCACUCUGACAGGAAGCGCAAGAAGGACGGCAGGCAGGCGGGCGCAGGGGCGGGGCCGGCAGCAAGCGUGGGCGCUGACGCGGGCGGCGUGGCGCGGGCGGCGCUGCUGGUGCCGGCCCUGCAGCUCGCGGCCGCACUGCUGGGCGGCCCGAGUGGAGGUGCUGGGGGUGCUGGGGGUGCUGAGGGUGGAGGUGUGGGCGGUGUGGGCGGUGUGGGCAGUGGUGCUGCGGCUGUCGGCUCGGGGCAGGUGGCGACAGACCGGGAGCGGCUGGCACGUGUGUUUGAUGCGGUGCAGCAAGUGCUCACGUCGGCAGCAGCAGCAGCAGCAGCAGCAGCAGGACAGCAGGAGGUUGGGGACAUAGGCAGGCUGGGGCCGGCUGCUGCAUCGGUGGAGGCGGCGGCCGCAGCAGCGCUGGCCGCUGGCCUGCGUGGGCCCGCGGCGCCCAGCCUGGCGUGCGGCCUGAGUGCGGCGGCGCUGACGGCGUGUGUGGGCCUGGCGGCGGAGAGCGCCGAUGCGGCUGCAGCCGUGGCGGCGGCGCUGGCACUCGGCCGACCGGCGCUGCACAGCGCAUUUGCGGCGGCGCUGCCGGGCGCUGUGGCGGCAGCGGAGCAGCGGCGGCCGGGUCUGGGCCGGCGCACGGCUCUGGCGCGUCUGCUGCCAGCGGCAGAGGUGUAUGCCGGCCUGGCGCUGGCGGCUGGGACUGCCGCCGUUGCUGGUGGCGGCAGUAGCAAAGCGGCGGCUGGCGCUACUGCCGGUGGGGCUGACGCUGUGUUGGUGCUGUUCCGAGAUGCGCUGCUGGCGUACGCCACACGGAAGCGGCGGAAGGACGCCGCUGCUGCUAAUGCCGCAGCAGCAGACGAUGGCAGUAGCAAUCGCCGGAAGAGCAAAGGCAGCGCGGCUGCUGAAGCGGCUGGCGAGGAGGGAAUGCCGGCGGAUGCAGUCGGGCAGCUGCGAGGCGGCGCGAUGCGGCUGCUGGCGGCGCUGUUGCUGAACGGCAGUAGCAGCAGUAGCAGCGCCAAUGGUGACAUGGACUGCCACGGGCCGCAGGCGCUGCUGCGGCGCACGCUGCCCAAGCUACUGCCGCACCCACCCGGCGCGCACUACCCCAUGGAGCCCGACCCGCCGGGUCAGCCGCCACUGGCCGGUGCGCCCGAGCAGCUUCAGCUGGCGCAGGCACUACUGCGGGCCGGUGUGGGUGCGGCCGCUGCCGGCGCCGGGGCGGUGGGCUGUGCGGCUGACCUGGAGGCGGUGGGGUCGGUGCUGGGCGGCGCGGCGGCCACACUUGCGGCGCUGUACGAGCGCGGCGUGCUGCCGUCGGGGCACGGCACAGGCGCAGCGGCAGCGGCAAUGGCGGGAAGCAGCGACGGCGACGGAGAUGGAGACGCUGGCAUUGCAGGCUACAGGCGCCGGCUGCUGACCGCCUGCCUGGCGUGUGUGGACGGCUGCCUGGGUGACCUGCUGGCUGACACCCCCGACCACCUCCGCCGCACACCCGCCUUCGCCGCCGUGUGCGCCGCCGUACAGCCGCUGGCGGCGGCCACGGUACGGCACGCCGCGGCCGACCCGGCGGCGCUCAGGUGCCUGCGGCGGCUGCUGGCGGCGCUGCUGCCGCUGGCGGCCGCGCCGGAGGAGGAGGCGGAGGGUGGGGACGAGGGCAGUGAGAGCGACGGUGGCGAGGAAGAGGGCGGGCAUGAGGCGGCAGGGGAGGAGAUGGAGCUGAGCGGCUCCGAGGAGGAGGGGGAGGAGGGUGAAGAGGAGGAGAAGGGUGAAGAGGAGGAGGAGGAGGAGGAGGGGGAGGAGGGUGAAGAGGAGGAGGAAGACGGCACGGAGGCUGACGAGGAGGCGCAUGAGCUCCGCGGCGCCCAGCACGCCACUGGCGCUGGUGAGGCCGAGGGCGAGGUGGAGGACGAGGGUUGGGACGAGGGCGAGGAGCUACUGGCCGAGGUGGCGGGCGCAGACGACGUUGAGGAGCAAGAGGAGGAAGACGCGGGCGAGGCGGAGGUUGUGGAGGUGGAGGUGGUCGCUCCAGCCGCCGCCGAGACGGAGGCCGCCGCGCCGCUGCAGCUGUCGUACGGUAUCGUGCCGAACCCGGGGGCCGCCGCUGCUGCGGGCGCGAUGCUGGAGGCCCUGGUCACCAGCCGCCACCUGCUAGCCACCUUCUCAAACGCGGCUGCUGCCGGCGGCGGCGCCUCGAUCAACGCAUCCGGGUCCGAGGCGGCGGCGCUGCCGGCGGCCCUGGAGCGGCUGCCGCUGCCGCUGGUGUCGCUGCUGCCGCUGGGUGAGCUGCAGGACACAGCGGCAGCGGCGGCAACCGCCUCGCCGCCCACAUCCCCUGACGCCGCCGCCGCUGUACGGGAGGCUGUACGGCUGGAGACGGCCACACUUCUGGAGACGCUGCUGGACAUGCGGCUGUCGUAUGACUGGUACGACGAGUACGGCAUGAGGCACCCCCAGGCAGCGCACUCGGGAGAGGGCAUGGAGCAGGAAGACGCCGCUGAUGAGGCGGCGGCGGCGGCGGCGGCGGGGCCGUUCGGGCGGUCGGGGUCGGGGGAGCGGCGGGUGCUGGGGGCUCUGGCUGUGCUGCUGCAGUGCGGCUACGGCGGCGGACUGGCGGGCGGCGACCGCGCGGUGCUGCGGGUACUGCUGCGGCUGGACGAGCUGGCGGCGCUGGCGGAGGCGGCGGAGGCGGACGUGGCGGCGGCGGCGGCGGCUGGUGGCGGCGACGUCGAUAUGGACAACAUGGACGCCACCGCCCAGGGCGGCUACGUGGCCGCCUACGUGCAGUCCAGUGCGGCGGCCCGGCGGCUGGCGGGGCCACUGGCGCGGUCGGGCUUCCUGUGGGGCGCCGCCGCGAGCUACUACCACCAGCGCCUGCAGCAGGCAGCCGGCGGUGCGGGGGCUGGCGACGCGGGGCCUGGCGGUGCGGGGCCUGGCGAUGCGGCGGCGCGGGAGCUGCAGGCGCGCGCGUUGGCGGAGGCCGCGGCGCCCGAGCCGCGUGCGCUGGGUAUGGCCUGCGUCCGCUUCCCUGUUGGCCGCACCCUGGCCGCUGAUGAAGACGACCCCUGGUCACUGGCGUCAGCGCCACCAGCGUCAUCAACCUGGUCGGCGCCGGGCGCGGUGGAUGGCAGCGGCGAGGCGGGUUCGGCGCUGGCGGCCGCGGGCGCCGACCCCGCCUGGCUGCUGCCCUUUGGCGUGUGCUGCCUGCGCGCCGGCACCGGCACCGUGCAGGACCUGGCGGGCUGGGGCGUGCUGGCGCUGGCCCUGCGCUGCCUGGCCGCAGCCGACCUGGGCCUGAGGGCACUGGCCUACGAGCUGCUGGCGGCGGCGGCGGCGCAGCUGGAUGGACUCACGGCGGCGGCGGCGGCGGCGGCCGGCACCGGGAAAGGAGCGGGCUCGGCGGCGGCGGGCGCUGGAGCGGGUGUGGCCGUGGUGGUUACGCCCGCGGCUCGUGCGGUGACAGACUUCCGUCAGCGGCCGCAGUUGCAGGCUCUGCUGGCGCACGUGCGCAACUGCGUGACUGCGCCGCUGCAGCAGCUGCCGCACACGUCGGCGCUGUUCGCGGCGGAGGCGGCCACAGUCAUGCAGCAGCCGCAGGCUCCGCUGUACAAGCCGCUCACACGACUUGUAGGCCGCCGCCCCGCACUCGAUCUGACUGCGCCGCCGCUGUUUGGCCGCGUGCUGGCGGCUGGGCAGCCGGGGCAGCGGCAGGAGGCGGUGUGGGCGCUGCAGCUGCUGCGCUGGUCUGUGCUGGGCCCCCUGGACGCUACCCUGUGCCGGCGCAAGUUUGUGGCGGAGGUGGUCAUGGCGCUGGCUGGCUCGCGGGCGGCGGCCGUGGACGGAGCCGGAGGAGGCGGAGGCGGUGGCGGGGCUGCGGCCGAGGACGGCGGGGUGUCGGGGCCCGCGGCGGCGGCUGCCUCGGCGCCGCUGUCGCUGUGCGUGGUGGCGGCUCUGGCGCAGCAGCCGUCCCUGGGUCGACACCUGGUCCUGCACGGAGGCCUGGUGUCGUGGCUGGCGGGUCUGGUGGUGGAUACGGCGGCAGACCCCUACACCACCUCCUCCACAGCGGCUGGAGCGGCACACGGCAGGCACUCCGGCACGCCCGCAGCGGCCUCGGCCCCGGCCGCAGCCACGCCGGCGCUCCCUGCCACCGCCCAUCAGGCCAUGUCGGCGCUGGAGGGCCUGGUGCGCCGCCGCGUGUGCCUCCGCCGCGGCGACGGCGACGGCGCGGUCCUGACCUACAUCACGGCGGUGGCGCGCAUUGCGGCGGCGGCGGCGGCGGCGGCGGGCGCCGGUCACACCGGCCUGGCGGCGCGCGUGUGCCGGCUGGCGGCGGCGCUGGCCGCGGUCCUGCCGACGUGGCGCGCGGCGCCGCUGUGGCAGGUGGCCCUGCCGCCUGCAGUGCUGAUGCGGCUGUUGCAUGUGAUGGCGGGGACUCAGCAGGGCGGGCCAGCGGCGCCGGGCUUAAUUGACUGGCUGCAGGCGGUCCUGGCGUCCAGCUACGUGCCUCCCCCGCCGGUGCUGCCGCCCGCUCCCGGUGCGCUGAAUGCUGUUCACGGCGGCGCCGCAGCGGCUGGCAGUGGCUUCGCCUCCUCGUUGCAGCAGCUCGCACACUCGGCGCUCCACACCACGCUGGCUCUGACGCGGCACUCCUUGGCUGGCACCAGCACCAGCACCAGCACCCCGGCAGCUAGUGGCAGCGGCGCGGACUGCCACAUUCUACCGCCGUCGUCUGCGAGUGCCCUGGCCGGCGCUUGCCUCUCGUGGUUGGCAUCUCUAGCUGCCAGCGGCCAUAUGCUACUGCCGACAGCGCCCGCGUCAACGUCUGCUACAGCCAUCGCGGCGGCGACGGCACAGCUGCGGGCGCUGUCGGAGGCUGUAGCCGAGCUGACGGCCGUGGCGGCCAGUGGCGGCAGCAGUGCUGCAGGGGGCUGCGGCGCUAGCAGGUUGUGGCUGGUGCAGCGCGCGGGUGCGGAGUGCCAGCGGGGUCUGCGCGCCGCAGCUGCACGGUGGCGCCGAGAUGGCAGGCGGGCGACGGGCACAACGGCAGCUGCGGCAGUGCCGGCAGCGGCUUUGGUGUGUGUCAGCGCGUGCGAGGAGCGUCUGGCACUCGUGGACCAGGCGCAGGAGCAGGCGCACCCCACAGCCAGCAGGCCACCUGCAUCGCCAACCGCUGCCGCCGGCGUGGGGGCGGCGGUAGCGGCGGGGUCGGCCUGGCUGCGGGCGGCUGCGGCCGCACUGGCGGAGUCCGGCCUGGUGGUGGGGCGGGCCGGCCGCGGCGGCUGGGCGGACAUAGCGGCGGCACUGCGGGAUGCCAGCACCCCGCCCGCAACCCUAUGAUUCUGGAUUGGAGGACGGGUGGUGGUGGUGGGGACUUAGUGUAGGGUGUUGGCCUGGUUUGAAUGGAGGGUGGUGGCGAACAGUACCGUGGCUGAUACACUGUGGAGAGGGGAUAUGCCCGGGCCCAACCGUUCCUAGUGAGUGAGAAACAUGAAGAUGGGAAGGGUCCAUAUGAUUUUGCACUAAGGAUGUCCCUUCCAUGUGAUUUUGCACUAAGGAUGUCCCUUCUCCACCUCAUGUCGCAAACGUGCAGCACCCGGGUCGGGCCACUCUGCGUACCAGUAGUGAUGCGCAUGUAACAUGUGCCGAUUGGAGUCUGUGACAAGUCUGGUUGCGGUGUGUGGGGAUUCCGACCACGCCGUCCAGCCUAGUCCGUGAUGUGAGGAGCUGUUGGUAGCCCUCUUACACCGGUCCGGUUAUCGCCUGUUCUAGGCGGACAUUGCUGCUCCGUAUGGGAAGGCAACGAAUGCGAGAGAGCUUCGGAUGCCGCCGGUCGGACAUUGCCAGUCAUCCGCUGGCAAGGGUGGGCUGUGAAGUCACUGUGGCAAGAGGCCUGAGUUGGGGGCGGUCAGGCUCACCUCGCUUCAACGCGCUGCAGCCGUGUGGUGCGGGCAUAUUGAUUCACUGAAUGGCCUGGAAUGGCCAUUCAGUCGGCUUGUGGAUGGUGAUGAGAUGAGCAUACAGUCACGAACGAGGUUGGUGAACCGGGUUGCAGAUUGUUGAGGUGGGGCCGCGAACUGAAACUCUGAAGCC
Molecule: messenger RNA, 11353 nt
Organism: Chlamydomonas reinhardtii
Lineage: Eukaryota; Viridiplantae; Chlorophyta; Chlorophyceae; Chlamydomonadales; Chlamydomonadaceae
Exons: 14
Coding region: 170-10600 (3476 amino acids)
Biological process (GO): maturation of 5.8S rRNA from tricistronic rRNA transcript (SSU-rRNA, 5.8S rRNA, LSU-rRNA); maturation of LSU-rRNA from tricistronic rRNA transcript (SSU-rRNA, 5.8S rRNA, LSU-rRNA)
Cellular component (GO): nucleolus
Source: RefSeq, a predicted model, not a curated record